Messenger RNA from Ziziphus jujuba (common jujube), 1825 nucleotides. RefSeq names its product fatty acid desaturase 4-like 1, chloroplastic. The record is from RefSeq and is a predicted model, not a curated record. The transcript has a single exon. NCBI's taxonomy places the organism in Eukaryota, Viridiplantae, Streptophyta, Magnoliopsida, Rosales, Rhamnaceae. The coding region runs from base 465 to 1424 and encodes 319 amino acids.
UCACUAGAUCUCCACCCUUGCUUAUCAUGACUCCGCUCUUUUUGUUUUUAUCUCUAGCAAAUUUAGACCAAUCCAACGGGUAGAACCAUCCCACAUAAUCAACCCCAAGUUACAAGGCAAUGGACUCCCUCAAGUAAGACAAACCCAUUUUAUGGUCCAAUUUCAAUGCAAAAAGGAUUGGCAGAGAAAGUAGAUGAACCACAAAGUGCAGGACUUUUCUACGUAAAAGGACCUUAACAAAAAGUACCCAACUCUACCACGGAUUCUCUAUGACAUUCUGAGAUUUGCAUAACACCACGCAGCCUCAUGCCCACCACAUCAUUGCCUCAAAGGCUCUAACUCAUAUCCUCCACAGAGCCACAACUCUUUUUUCCACAGCCACUGUUUCAUUCCUCGUAUAUAUCGCCUCCCAUUUUGGCUCUUAUAUUGGUUUCUAACUUUCACUCUUAGACCACAGUUAUCCGAUGUCCAUCUUAGCCCAGAAUAAGUUCUUUUUUUCAGAGCAAAAAAAGUUCUCCUCUUUGAGUUCCCAUCACCAUGUCCACGCAUCCCCAUUUCCCAUUUUCCGCACACGGGUGCAUUGCUUGGCCACCACAACCACCACCACCACUGUCAAACCUAAGCCCAACCCUGACCAGUUACUGGUCAAACCGCAACUCAUAUCUCCACCCUCCCCGGUCUCCAUCAAGGCUCGUCCGGUGCUUGAUGACCCAAGUCUUCUCUCAACAUGGUCUCAUCGUGCAUGGGUGGCAACUGGGUGUACUACGGUUCUCACUUCUCUGGCAAAGUCCAUAAUGGUUGCAGCCAAUUCGCACAUAUGGCCGGAGCCCAUUUUAGCAGGCUUGGUUGGCUACGUGCUGGCUGAUUUAGGGUCCGGAGUUUACCACUGGGGAAUUGACAAUUAUGGCCAUGCCUCUACUCCAAUUUUUGGUUCACAAAUCGAGGCAUUUCAAGGUCAUCAUAAAUGGCCAUGGACAAUAACUAGACGUCAAUUUGCUAACAAUUUGCAUGCACUUGCUCGUGCUGUGACCUUUACAGUGCUUCCCAUUGGCCUUGUUUGUGAUAACCCAACUGUCCUCAGCUUUGUUGGUGUCUGCUCAGGUUGCAUUAUGUUUAGCCAGCAAUUUCAUGCUUGGGCACAUGGUACAAAGAGCCGGCUUCCACCUGCAGUGUUAGCACUGCAGGAUCUCGGCUUACUCGUAUCACGGUCACAACAUGCCGCGCAUCACCGGCCACCUUAUAACAACAACUACUGCAUAGUUAGUGGGGUUUGGAAUGAGUUUUUGGAUAAGCACAAGGUUUUUGAGGCGAUGGAGUUGGUUCUGUUUUUCAAGCUAGGUGUGAGACCUCGGUCUUGGGAUGAACCAAACUCUGACUGGACUGAAGAUAUUGAUACCCCAUCUCAGAUCAUAGCCAACUCAUGAACCUCUUUUUUUUUUUUUUUUUUUUUUUUUUUUUUGGCAUUUCUAUUCCAAGUCAUUUCAUUGCAAUAUAAUAGUUCAUGGAAUUGUUUGCAGAAUGUAUAAUGUAUAUUGUACGAUUUGUUUCAGGAGAUUACCUGGCACUUGACGUUGAAUAUGAUCAUUGAAUUUUUAGCUCGAGGCUUCAAACUCAUCGUACUGUGGCUUCGCAGUGUCUUCUGUUAUAGUUUAACUGGUCUAAUCUCCAUAUGAGAUGGCCUAACUUGCAAAAUAUAUAUAUAUAUAUAUAUGUACAUGGAAGGUUGCAAAAAUCAGAGAGAAUACCCAAAUUGGUACAACAAGAUCAUGUAUGUCCUUGCGACAAGCUUUUCGCCAAUAUAUCUGUCCAUUUUUUUGUUGGUUUC